This is a messenger RNA of Megachile rotundata (alfalfa leafcutting bee), 837 nucleotides long. RefSeq lists its product as uncharacterized. NCBI's taxonomy places the organism in Eukaryota, Metazoa, Arthropoda, Insecta, Hymenoptera, Megachilidae. The record is from RefSeq and is a predicted model, not a curated record.
GACAUACUCUUCUAUCGCGUUUUAUGGAUGCUCCAAUUUUGUCGCACCAACAGAUUUUGUUAAAGCUAUCGUUAUUGAGUUACCAUUCGAUGAAUUUAUUAUUACCCGAAUAUAAUAUACAUAAACGUAGUGCCAAUUAGCUCUCGAUGCGUAAUUAUUAGUGUCGUGUUAUUCACGAAUGACAAUCGAAGAGCGAAGAUUCAAAUUUUUGUUACUAACAUGAACUAUUUCUCAUGCGUACGAAAUUUUAUUGUGACGGUAUGAUUUUACUUACUUUAAAACCUCGAAUUCUUAUUUUAAACGAACGAAAAAUUCACGUCUCUCGGAAGCCAGGAUUUACCGCGUGGAUGUUAUUCUGUUUGUCAACAAUUAUUUUCACGGAAAUAUCUUGGCACUUGACACGCGAUCUUCUUUAUAUGAUUGGCUUACUUUUGGGACAAAUUAUGUUCAUUUUGGAUGGAUUCGGAGAAUGGCAAGACUUAUUAUUAGACAAAGAUGAAAAUAAAGCUACUAUUAAGAGAUAUAAUUGGAUAGAUAAAUUGUAUUUUAACGUAACGUACGAUGUGUGCGUCUCGAUGAAACUUAGCGACAUAAGAUACGUAGGUGCUACCGUAGAAAUGGGCCUUUUUAUCCUUAACAAAAAUGGAAACACCAGAUCUUUGAGUAUGCAAGGUUUAACGAGAAAAGAAUUGCAACUAUUGAAAAAACGAAUUAAUUGUUUCCUCGAUUCAAAUUAAUUAAGUCAUUACUUUACUUAUUAACUCGAUCGAUAAAAUUUUAUUAAAUCUCUUAUCUUUGAAUUUGUAAGAGACAAUAGCAAUAGUAUUGUAUCGAUUU